UUUUUCACCUCUUGCGGUCACACUGUUACGAACAAUUGAUACAAUUGGACAAAGAUUUACACAAAUCUUUUUAAGCAGGAAACAUGAAUUAAUUAACAGAUUAAUUAGCACAAAUUGUAACAAAGUUCAGCCACCGUUCAACAUAGAAUCCAUUGCCGCAUUAAACAAUGGCUGUUUUAGGAGCCCAAUUGGUUAUCACGCUGGUGAUGGUCAGCGUCAUUCAGAAGCUAAGUCCACAUUAUUCUUUCGCCAAAUGGAUAUUAUGCCGCACUGGGCUCGUUCGCUAUCUGCAUCCCACGGAUGACGAGCUGCGCACUAAAGGUGGCGUGCCCAAGGAUCGACCCGCCAAGGGAAAACAUAAGCAGAAUGGCAUUAGUAAUGGCGCAGGAUCGCAGCAAUUCCAUGUGCCCCGGAGCAUAGAAGUGGAGCUGGAGACGUCGCCAGUGCUGGAACGCGAUGUGAUUCAUUUGCGUUACUUUACCGAAUACCAAUGGCUAGUGGAUUUCAGCGUCUAUGCCGGAAUCGUUUAUGUGUGCUCGGAAGUCUUUCACUAUUUCUAUCCGUUGAAGCAGGAAAUCAAUUUGAGCAUGGUGUGGUGUCUGCUAGUCAUAUUCUUUGCAUUGAAAUUGCUGUCUUCCCUAACUGUGUUGUACUUCCAAAGUGAAGAAUCAAUUGGCGAGCGUUCCAUGGUGAUAGUCGCCUGUCUGGUUUAUUUAUUGAUUGCCAUGAUUGUACUCAUCAUCGAUGAACGUAUUCUGGAAACGGGCUUAGAAGAUGCCUACACCAGCUUCAAUGCAAGCGCCUCCAAGUUCCUAACCGAACAGGGUCUGCCCUCAUCCGGACCCGCCUCGAAAAUUGUUGUCAAGUUCUUUUUGGCUUUGAGUUGCGGUCUCUUGGGCUCGCUGUUUACGUUUCCUGGUCUGCGAAUGGCCAAAAUGCAUUGGGAUUCCCUUAAAUACUGUCGCGGCAAUCGCAUAUUGCAGGUGCUAUUGAAUCUCAGCUUUAUACUGCCCUUCAUCUUAGUCAUAUUGUGGAUUCGACCAAUUAGUCGUGACUAUUUGACGGUGCGCGUUUUCGAGGGCAUGCAACAGCCACUAUUGAAGCCCCAUGUUUUCGAAACUUUGCGUCUGUUGCUGGUUGUGUUUGUGGUGAUUGUGCGAUUCGCAUUGAUGCCCAUCUAUCUGCAGUCGUACCUGAAUUUGGCCUAUGACAAGAUACUCGAUUUGCGCAAGGAAGCUGGUCGAAUCACCAAUGUCGAAUUUCAAAAGAAGAUAUCCUCAAUCUUCUACUAUCUUUGUGUGGUAACCUUGCAGUUUGCUGCCCCGCUCAUCUUGUGCCUCUAUUUGACGCUGAUGUACAAGAGUCUCGGUGGAUUCAGUUGGGCCGGCAUAUUUAAGGAGAGUGUCGUCUUGCAGCACGAAUGCGCUGCCGAUUCGGAUGUGGCGGCUGCGUUGCCAAGUGCCGCCGAAGCUCUAGAAGCCAAUGUCGAACAGGAAUUCAAUAUUUUAGAGUCGGCACAAUCUUUGCAGGCUUCAUUUACUAGUCUAAAAAAAUGUAAGAACUUGAGAAUUCAAUACUUUUACAAUCUUAUAUUAUUUUACAAUACUUUUAGGUGUUCUCUACGGAAGUGUAUAAGGGAUUUCUGGGUUUUGCCACCUGGUGGAGUUACUUUACUCUCUUUGCCACUUCAUCGCUGGGCAUCGUCUAUCAGUCGUAUUUCAAUAAGACCUAAUUGAAGCCAUUAAAAGUCAAAUUCACACCAAAGGCACCACCCAUAUACAUAUAGUACUAAAUUAAUCUAGAAUUCAUGUUUCUCCUGAACUCGUUGAUAUUGUUUUUGAUAGUCAAACCAUAGCUCUGUUGAUCUAAUUGGUUUUUUCUACGUACGCUGUACUAUUUGUAAAUAAUAAUAAUUUAUAUAUGAACAUUUGUUUACUAAGUUUUUAGUAAACAUAUUUUUAAUCACUCACAAGUAAAAUCUUCAAAUUUA
This is a messenger RNA of Drosophila albomicans, 1990 nucleotides long. It is a transcript of the gene emei, whose product is annotated as transmembrane protein 161B. The record is from RefSeq and is a predicted model, not a curated record. The coding region runs from base 168 to 1736 and encodes 522 amino acids. NCBI's taxonomy places the organism in Eukaryota, Metazoa, Arthropoda, Insecta, Diptera, Drosophilidae. The transcript has 5 exons.